AUGUGUGGAUACACACCGCGUACAAUGUAACUUGCCAGUCCGGUUUAGUUGUACGUGAGACUUUGCUGCGCGCUAACGUUGCUCUGUGCUGGGCUGCAGACCGCUAAAAAAAUUCGUCUUAUGAACUACAGACACACACAAACACAUUCGCAUAACUUUGAAUACCCAUAUCGAUCGAUCCUGCUGUAGUUGUGAAUACCGCAAAAGAAAUUCCGUGAACGCGCGUUUCAUCGACAUCACCACCUCUACAUAGGUACAUUCUCAUGUGGAUUAAAGAAAGAAAUCGCAAAAGAAAAAUAAAUAACCCAACGACCAAAAUAAAUUUUCAAAUUUAUCAUUUUCAGUUUUUAUUUUAAUUUUUCAAACACAAGAAAAAAAAACGCGACGACGUUAGCCAGGUAUGCGAAAUUUGGCAAACAAAAGUGACAGAUGUGUCUGUGGAAGAAAAUCGUUGAAAAAUUAAUGCAAUCCGCAACUUGACAAAGCAAGAAAAAUAAAAAUUAAUUAAAAAUAAACAACAGCAUCAACAAAAAGUUGGAAACAGCAAACACAAAACGAAAAGCCCCCCUUUAUUUCUCCCCCUCUCAAAACCAUUGUCGUCAGUGCCUUAAAACAAACAAAAAUCUUGUAAAGGAUAACAAAACAAACAACCCAAAAGCAAAUAAAAAUACUUAGCUCAAACCCAAAUGAAUUGAAACCAAAACAAAAAAAUAAUCAUAAAAAUCGUAAAAACGGAAAUUUCCAUUGAAACUUUUCGGUUUUGUUUUUCUGUGAAUCUUGGAAGAAAAAGUGAAAUAUUUGCGAAAGCCUCGAAGAAAAUUCCCAAAUUUUCAUUUGUCAACAAACGCUUGUCUUAAACAUAAUAUAUGGUAAUGGCAGAGAUUGGUGGCCAUUUGGCUCACCAGCUUCCCCUGCACAAUCACAAUCAAACUGGAUUACAACCAUCGUUGGUGAUGAAUCAUCACCUGGAUUUGGAUUGUCAUGGACAUGAUGUGAUAAAAAAACAACGACUAUCGUUAUGUGUGGGUUGUGGUGGGCAAAUUCAUGAUCAAUAUAUCCUGCGUGUGGCUCCCGAUUUAGAAUGGCAUGCAGCGUGCCUAAAAUGCCAAGAAUGUCGGCAAUUCCUUGACGAAAGUUGUACGUGUUUUGUGCGUGAUGGCAAGACCUAUUGCAAACGCGAUUAUGUACGAUUAUUCGGCACCAAAUGUGAUAAAUGUGGCAAUUCCUUUAGUAAAAGCGAUUUUGUGAUGCGGGCCAAAACGAAAAUCUUCCACAUAGAAUGUUUUCGUUGUUCAGCCUGUGCGAGACAAUUACUGCCAGGUGAUGAAUUUGCGUUAAGAGAUGGUGGCAUUUUAUAUUGUAAAGAUGACCAUGAUGUACUGGAAAAAUCCUCCCAAAGCAGUUUGACCUCAUCGUCAUUGGAAAGCAACAAUAACAAUAGCUGUAGUAAUAAUAACAAUCAUUCAAGUCUUAGCAAUAAUAAUAAUCAUUCCAGCGAAUUGGGUUCAAUGUCAGACUCUGGCAGUGAAUCUGGCUCACACAAAAGUAUUAGGGAUAAAAGGCCUUCGGGACCAUCGGAUGGAAAACCAACGAGAGUAAGAACGGUGCUCAAUGAAAAACAAUUACAUACAUUAAGAACCUGCUAUAAUGCUAAUCCGCGACCUGAUGCGCUCAUGAAAGAGCAACUGGUAGAAAUGACAGGAUUAUCACCCCGCGUUAUACGUGUGUGGUUUCAAAAUAAACGUUGUAAAGACAAAAAGAAAACCAUACAAAUGAAAUUGCAAAUGCAACAAGAAAAGGAGGGUCGUAAACUCGGCUAUGGAGCAAUGCAGGGUAUACCCAUGAUUGCCAGUUCACCCGUGAGACACGAUUCGCCACUAAAUCUGCAGGGUAUCGAUGUACAGACAUAUCAGCCACCAUGGAAAGCCUUGUCUGAUUUCGCACUACACGCUGAUUUGGAUAGUAAUGGUGCCAUAAAUACCCAUACACCAGCAUUUCAACAACUAGUCAAUCAGAUGCAUGGUUAUGAUCUGAAUGGUAUGCCACCAUUGCAGCCCCAUCAACAAGGACCACAUCCGCAAAUACCGGGUCAACAAAUGAACGGACCACCCGGUGGCAGUAUGGACUCAGGAAUUACCUCACAUCAUCAUCCGGACAGUACAGAUUCCUAUGUCACCUAUUUGGAGAGCGAUGACAAAAAACUAACACUGACGCCAUCUUCAACAACAUCAUCAUCCUGUUCCUCAGCAUCCUAUUCUGUUGCUGGCAGUGCAGGUAUCUCAGCAUCAACACCACAACAAUAUAACAACAACAAUUCUAGUACAGCCGGACCCACAUCGGCAUCAUCGCCGACAUCGUCUAGUGUUUUCGCCAACAAUGGAGGACAUAUGCCAUCGGCAACAGAGCAAUUGAUGCAGAUGCUUCAAAAAGUCACAGGAUCCCCCACAUCAACAUCUGCAGGGUCGUCAUCAUCAUCAACAUCUGUGUCUCGUUCAAUGGGAGUUUUAUGAAAUCUGCGAUCUUUAGAAUGGUGAUGGUUUAGACCACCUAUAAUGGAAUGUUAAACCGUAAAAAAACACGGGUUUGUGCAAUUUAUGAGUUCCAUUACCACAAAGCUCCAACAAAAGAGCUUAAAGCAAUGUAUUACACAAAAAGUUAUUAGGGAUUCUUUAAUCUAGCUAACACUUGGGCAGAAAUGUUUUACGACAUAUUAAAUAUGAGAUACGAUUAUAAUGCAAUCCUUUCCGAAAGAUUCAAAAAAUAUAUGUCCAAAACUAAAAUUAUGCUGCUUUUUACAUUUUUAAAAUGUUUGAUUAAAUAAGUUGGAAAAUCAUAGCUAGUGGUUGAAACUCCUUUAUUCUGUCAAAAUGACCAUGGCCUUUAAAGAAUUAAUUCAUAGUCACGCUGUAUUUUGACAGACCGAAUGAAAUCAGCUGGGCUUUUUUAAUGAUCCAUUUAAUACAAGAUACAAUUGUAGCACACAAUGGUAAAAGCGAAAAGUAUUGCCAUGUAAACGUAGCCUAAAGCGAGAUAACAAAAGCUAGCGCCAUCUAGAUGUAACAUUUCUGCCUUUGAGUUAGAACGCAACAUCAUUGUUUAUUUCAAAAUAAAUUGAAGCAAAUAUUAACUAUUGAACGAUGAAUAAAUAAAUCAUCCACACAGCUCGUCUUAAAUAAAAGUAUUCAAUAAUUUCUUAAAUUAAAUUUUCAAAAAGAAAACAAAUACAAAAACAACAAAAUGCUCACUCACUUUAAAAGUUACUUCGUUUUAAAAAGCUAAGGGAUGUACUUUUGUUUUGUAAAUUAAUUCACAUUUGUUAUUGUAACAACUAUUGCAACAAAUUAUUGGUAAUGUAAAUAUUAAAAAAUGAAGAUUUUGUUUUUCUUUCUAUUUCAAUGUUUUGUUGACUUUUUGUUCUCUUUUCCAUUUGUAUUUCUUAUUUGUUUUUUCAAGUUUCAAAUUGAACCCCCCUCAACAAGCGAAACCUGUCGCUGACUUUUUGGGGUUUCAUUCAUAAUCAUCAUCAAACAAAACUCUGCAAGUAAAAUAUUAAUUGUAAAAUAGUAUUAUAUUAUUAUAAAUAAAUAAAUAAAUCUCGUUUUCCCCUCCUUCAUCUCAAUCUCUCUCCCUCUCUAUACUUUUUAGUUAUUCAAAUUUAUGUUUUCUCUCGAUUUAUUUUAGGUGUAAUCAAUACCAACACAUUUAUAAAGUAAACAACACACACACACAUAUAGUAUAUAGUGAAUAUUUAAUAAAUAGUCUUCUAAGUAAACAUGUAUUAACACAAAAUGUUUAUAUAUAUAUACAUACGUACUUAUAGAGUUAUGUAAAAAAAUCACAACAAAAAUAAGAAAAAAUAAUUGUAUUUUUAACUUUAAUUUUAGUAUUCAUAGAAAAUGUUUGAAAAUUAAAGCAAAAAUAAACAAAAAAUUAUAAUAACAGGAUGAAAA
Messenger RNA from Musca domestica (house fly), 3950 nucleotides. Its product is annotated as insulin gene enhancer protein isl-1-like. The transcript is spliced from 9 exons. Bases 867 to 2510 code for a protein of 547 amino acids. The record is from RefSeq and is a predicted model, not a curated record. Gene Ontology annotation, cellular component: nucleus. Gene Ontology annotation, biological process: neuron fate specification; positive regulation of transcription by RNA polymerase II; axonogenesis. NCBI's taxonomy places the organism in Eukaryota, Metazoa, Arthropoda, Insecta, Diptera, Muscidae. Gene Ontology annotation, molecular function: DNA-binding transcription factor activity, RNA polymerase II-specific; cis-regulatory region sequence-specific DNA binding.